AUGCAAGCUUUGCCAGACACGAAAGCACCAUGUGAGGCCCUUCCUUCCCCCAUCCUGGAGCCCUACCCCCAGAGCUCCAUUGUGGUCACCCUCGAGGACAUGGGUCUCUGGAUGAAGUUUUACCAGAUAGGAACUGAGAUGGUCAUCACCAAAUCUGGCAGACGAAUGUUUCCACAAUGCAAAAUCAAAGUCUCUGGCUUAAUCCCAUAUGCCAAGUACCUCAUGCUGGUAGAUUUUGUGCCAGUGGACAACUUCAGGUACAAGUGGAAUAAAGAUCAAUGGGAAGUUGCUGGAAAAGCAGAGCCCCAUCUCCCUUGUCGCACCUAUGUCCACCCAGAUUCCCCAGCUCCUGGCAGCCACUGGAUGAAAGAACCUGUCUCCUUCCAAAAACUGAAGCUCACCAACAACACCCUGGAUCAACACGGGCAUAUCAUCCUCCACUCCAUGCACCGUUACAAGCCGCGUUUCCACAUUGUGCAGGCAGACGACCUCUUCAGUGUCCGCUGGAGCAUCUUCCAGGUCUUCAGCUUCCCAGAGACUGUCUUCACUUCUGUCACUGCCUACCAGAAUGAGCAGAUUAAAAAGCUCAAGAUUGACAACAAUCCAUUUGCUAAAGGUUUCCGUGAGCACGGGAGGAACACUCGAAGGGAAGGACGAGCCAAAUGCCAGAAGAGGAAGCUGCCUGAGGAAAAGGAGCCUGAUGCUGAGGAACAUGAUUUUGAGAAGGAUGAGAAUGUAGAUGUGAAGGAAGAGAGUAACCCCGUGGUGGUCAGCAGCGGAUAUCCCUUCUGGAGCUCGGAGCAGAAUGGCAGCCAUACCUUCCCUGCAGCUUCACCAGUGCCUGCUGACCAGAGGGAGGGUCUGGCCAGAGAGCAGCAAGUGCCAACACCGUCCUACCAGUCAUAUCGGUUCCACGAAGCUGGGGACAGCCAGCAGCUUCCCACCCGCGAUGCCGCAACCUUGAACGAUUUCCGGGCAAGGUGCCAUGCCUUGGAUCUUGCCACUGUGCCCGAGCAUGACUCCAAACAGCUCCCUGAGGGCUUCACCAACCUGCCUCCACUCCCCCCACCUCUGCCUCCUCCCCAGGACUACACAGGAGUGGUGAACAUGGCUCUAGACUCUGUUGGGAAACCUGGGGCCCGAGCACCCAUGUACAGUCCCUAUGGCACCGAGCAGGGCCUCGGGCAGUGGAUGGUGCCUUCCCACAGCCAGUACAGGGCAAUGAGCUACUCAGCCUUCUCCACAGAGUACAACACACAGGGUGCUCCAGGACAUGCCCAUGGGACUGUGGCGGAGUGGAGCCAGUACCCUUUGUUCCCCUAUGCCUGCUGGUGA
Molecule: messenger RNA, 1335 nt
Organism: Acanthisitta chloris (rifleman)
Lineage: Eukaryota; Metazoa; Chordata; Aves; Passeriformes; Acanthisittidae
Product: T-box-containing protein TBX6L
Exons: 9
Coding region: 1-1335 (444 amino acids)
Biological process (GO): cell fate specification; positive regulation of DNA-templated transcription; regulation of transcription by RNA polymerase II
Cellular component (GO): nucleus
Molecular function (GO): RNA polymerase II cis-regulatory region sequence-specific DNA binding; DNA-binding transcription factor activity, RNA polymerase II-specific
Source: RefSeq, a predicted model, not a curated record